GGAAGUGACGUGUGCAGUCUUCCGCUGCUGUCAAGGGCAUCUAAAACUCACGUUAGCCGAGUAUAGCAGCAGAGGGGCUCACACGUGCAUUUAAAGUAAAUCGAUACAGCUCCAGUUUCGGUAACGACUCCGGUGAACAUGGACGGGUUCGGUUCAGACUUCUCAUCCGGCGGCUCGGGGGGUAAGGUGGACACCGGGACGAUCAUGGAGCAGGUCAAGGUCCAGAUCGCAGUGGCUAACGCUCAGGAGCUGCUGCAGAGAAUGACAGACAAAUGCUUCAAGAAGUGCAUAGGUAAACCUGGCAGCACGCUGGACAACUCUGAGCAGAAAUGUAUUGCCAUGUGUAUGGACCGGUAUAUGGACGCCUGGAACACCGUGUCCAGAACAUACAACUCCAGACUACAGAGGGAAAGAGCUCGCAUGUGAAAAUCCCUCUCUUCGUCCUUACAUUACCUUCCUCGGGCUGCUGCUCACGGUGAGGAGGAGCACAGUGUUUCCGCUGGAGGCCAGGAGCUGUGCACAGGUGUGACGUGGCAGCAGCUCGCCAUCAUCAUCAUCACAAUACCUCACAGACAGACAGUCAAGCGCAGCCUGUGGACUCUAGCCAUAACAAGAGUCUAUGCUGACGUUUUCAUUUUGUUCUGAGGAACAGUUAAGAAACAACAUUUUAUUAUUUGUGUUAUGUUAUGAAUAAAUAAUCUUCUGGUUAACAAAUGAACAUGUAUUUUAAAAAGCUGCAUGUUUAAAGACAUAUCGGUAACAAGAAUUGGAAACUUUAAAUUGCCUGUUGGAAUGAACAUACGUGUCAUUAAGUACUAGCCCUGUGAUUGACUGGCGAUCUGUCUAAAGAAAUUUGGAGUAAUUAUUGCAGUUGUUUACUUAACAGUGUGGCUUCAAUAGAAACACUGAAACCACCUUGUCUUUAAAUUAAGGUUGAAAGUUUCUUGUGUUUAAGAGUCUCUACAAUUGGGACACAUACCUGUAAUAAUUGUAAACAGGACGAAUGUCUCAGUCGCCACAAUUGCUCCAUAAAAUACAAUCAGCAUUGUUUUGUUUGCCAAUUCUUUUCAAUGUCUUCAUGCUCAGAGAGAGACUUAACAUUUCUUUGUGUAGAAAAUAAGCUGCACAACUGGAGCCCUUAAGGGACAACACAGGCUUUAGUUAACAUGCUUUUAAACUGAAAGACCUACUUAAAAUCAAAAGGAAGACUUGAGGACCAACUUGGUGUUUUCACAACCGUGAACCUGACAUUCACAAGCCUCCAAACAGUCCUAUAUCAAAGUACGCCUGGAGAACAAAACAGUUUUGUCUGACCUGUUUUCUAGUUGUCACUCUAUCUGCCACCCUCCACAGUAGUGGGCUUGUUUCAGCAGGGUCUGCCUUGCUGUACGCGGGGUAGUGAACCUUUCUCAGCUGUAUGUGCACACCUUGUCAGAUGUCUGCUAACCACCAAACCUUUUAUCCCCCAAUCCUGCUGAGUUUAUGUAAUUAUGUUUAAUUAAGAGCAACAAAAGCUUGUGAACAUUAUUUGCAGUAUGUGAGCAAAUUAAAUUAUGUUCAUGAAAAAUCAAUAAAUCUUGUUUAUCAGA
Molecule: messenger RNA, 1589 nt
Organism: Anoplopoma fimbria (sablefish)
Lineage: Eukaryota; Metazoa; Chordata; Actinopteri; Perciformes; Anoplopomatidae
Gene: timm13
Product: translocase of inner mitochondrial membrane 13 homolog (yeast)
Exons: 3
Coding region: 139-426 (95 amino acids)
Source: RefSeq, a predicted model, not a curated record